AUGAAUGAGAAGCAGCGCGGAGGCAUGGACGUCUUGCAGAAAAACCGACAUAAAGGAGUGCCACAAGCAGACUUCGCACCCUUUUUCUACGACAAUGGACCCUACAACUACAAUGGGAACAUGGCGCUGUUCAGCCUCUCAGAGGACACGGCUGUCGGUACACAGAUCUAUUGCCUCAAUGGCUCAGACCCUGAGGGCCAGGAGGUGAGGUAUGGUCUUUCUUUUGAUCCAGGGUCAAGAGAAUACUUUAGGGUCAACUCCAAAACUGGAAACAUCACAUUGGCGGAAAAGCUGGACAGAGAGAAACAAGAUUCUAUUGACGUCCUUGUCAGCAUCACAGAUGGACAAAGCAAGGUUGUGGAAAGAGUCACAGUAUUUGUAAUGGAUGCAAACGAUGAAAAACCUGAAUUCCAAAACCUACCGGCAAUCAUUGAAGUCCUGGAAACAACUGAGUCUGGCAGCAGCAUCUACAAAGUGGAGGCAGUGGACAAAGACACAGGCUCAGGGGGCUCAGUCAACUACUUCCUCCAGAAUGCUCAGUCCAGUUUGUUUGCCAUGGACAGGAAUAGUGGUGUCCUUCGUAUUAAAUCUGGAGAAACGUUGGACUAUGAGAAAACAAAGACGCACUUUGUCACUGUCGUUGCAAAGGAUGGUGGUGGUAAUUUCAAUGGCAAGGAGCAGUUCAUGUCAUCCUCUGCUACUCUGACGAUCAACGUGGUUGAUGCACAAGACACUCCGCCAGCCUUCAUUGGGACACCGUAUUUUGGCUACAUUUAUGAAAUCUCAGUGCCAGGAUCUGAAAUAUUCACUGUCGUGGCAAAAGAUGGCGAUGUGGGAAGCCCAAAUCCAAUCCAGUAUUCCUUUGACAGUGGCGACGAUGGGGUUUUUAGCAUCAAUAAAACAAGCGGUUGCAUCACCCUGCUGACUGACCCCAUGUAUCUGAAGAGAGAGAUCUUCAAUAUUAAAGUCAAGGCAUCAGAAGUGAGUCCUGAAGGCAGGCUCUUGGACAGUGGGGCGACCAUGCUGGUGAUCCGUGUGGUGGACCUGAACAAUAAUCCGCCUACUUUCUACGGAGAGAACGGCACCCAGAACAUGUUUCAGCUGACCAUGUAUGAGCAUCCCCCCGAGGGAGAGAUUCUCCGAGGGCUGAAAAUCACUGUCAACGACUCCGAUCAGGGUGCGAAUGCUAAAUUCAAUCUUAAACUCAUCGGACCAGGAAGGAUGCUGCGAGUCGUCCCGCAGACUGUCCUCAAUGAGGCCCAGGUCACAAUCUUAGUAGAAGACUCUGCUGCCAUGGACUUUGAGAAACACCACUUCAUCACAUACAAGCUACUUGCAGUUGAGAUCGAUACACCCGAGAGGUUCAGUGCCACAGCAGACAUUGUCAUACAUCUCUUGGACACGAAUGACAACGCUCCCAAAUUCUCCUCCGAGUACUACAUCGCCAGAAUACCAGAAAACUCACCCGGUGGCUCCAAUGUAGUGUCAGUCACGGCUAUAGACCCAGACUCAGGACCUUGGGGUGAUGUGAAGUACUCCAUCUAUGGAUCAGGGGCUGAAUUGUUCUCGAUCCAGCCUGCAUCUGGGAUCAUCUACACCCAGCCGUGGGCGAGCCUGGACGCCGAGGUGAGGUCAAAGUACAACUUCUAUGUGAAGGCAGAAGACGCUGAGGGGAAGUACAGCCUGGCUGAGAUCUUUGUGACUGUGUUGGACCUGAAUGACCACCCACCUGCAUUCAACAAUAACUUCCUCGAGAAGACCAUGGUGAUUGGAGCACCAGUAAAAAUAGAGGCUGUGGACCAAGAUGCAGAAAUACCCAACAAUGUUAUCGAGUAUGCCAUCAUGAAAGCUGAGCCAGACAACAACAUAUUUGACAUUGACGCUGACACGGGGGAGAUCAUGCUGAAGUCCUACAUUAAGUCGAUGGCCAUCAUUCAGAACAUCACCAAGCAGACAGACUGCACCUGGUCUCUGGUGGUGCAGGCCCGGGACCGCGGCAAGCCGUCCUUCAGCACCACUGCGGUCAUCAAGAUCGACAUCACUGAAGCUACCCAACUCAGUGGGGGGCCUUUGGGAUCUAUUUUGCAAAGUAGAAACAAUCCAUUUCAAAUCCUAGGCCUGCUUGCUAGUGCUAUUAGUCUCAUGGUCGUAGUCACAGUCAUCAUCUCCACUGCAACAUUCAUGCGCAACAAAAAGUCCAACCGGAUUCAGCCUAACCGCCGCGUGAGGAGGAGGAAAGAAAACCCCUGGAACCUCAACAACCCCUUAAAGAAAGCAGAAAACCCCGCAAAGAAAUUCAGAGUAGAAGAGGAGGAAGAGGAAGAGCCAGCGUCGGAGCCAGAGCCUGAGGUCAUUGUUGAGAAUGUCAACUACAACAACAACGUCACUAAUGUUGUGAGACACUGGCCUUCGCCUCCUCGUGCCCCUCCUCGUGACCCUCCUCGUGCCCCCCCUCCUCCUCCCCCUUACAUCCAAGGGGAGAGGCAGUGGUCGGUACCCACAGUCUCAGCUACAGUGGCAAUCAAACCUAAAAAGAAGUCAGCGAUGAAAAGACAGGACACUGUGAACUUAGCGCUGGUUUCAGAGCUCAAGAUGAGACUGGAACAGAAGAAGAUGCUGAAACAAUAA
Notothenia coriiceps (black rockcod) is the source of this 2628-nucleotide messenger RNA. It is a transcript of the gene cdhr1a, whose product is annotated as cadherin-related family member 1a. The coding region runs from base 1 to 2628 and encodes 875 amino acids. Gene Ontology annotation, cellular component: plasma membrane. The transcript is spliced from 17 exons. Gene Ontology annotation, biological process: homophilic cell-cell adhesion. Lineage: Eukaryota; Metazoa; Chordata; Actinopteri; Perciformes; Nototheniidae. Gene Ontology annotation, molecular function: calcium ion binding. The record is from RefSeq and is a predicted model, not a curated record.